GGAGAAAUGGUGUAGCUUUGAAUGUUAUGUGUGUGAUGAGCAUGUGAGAAGCAAAGGACAAUGUUGAGGGCACUCAGAAGCUGCGCUUUGUGAACAGACGGGAUGCAUAGUGUCAUCUGAGGAGGGAGGGGCUGCGGGUUGCUCUGCCUUUCCUUACGCCUGCCAACCAAAUCACGUGAGAUCUUCCACAUCCUGUAACCAUGGCAAUGAGCUCUGGACCAAUCUGCAUCUCAUGGGUGUAGGAAAGACGGAAUAGGAAACACAGAAACAGAGAAAGGAUACAAGGGCGAAGAAGAGGAAGCACAGAGCAGACAGUAGCUGACACGGAUGAAGAUGUUUGAGGUGGCGAGCUGAGCCAGACUUCGACUCAGCAGAUCUGGAGAAGUCCCCAAGUCCCCUGUGUGGGGUGAGGGACCAUGGGAGAUGGAGGUGUUGGUGCUGCGAGAGAGGGGGUCAAUCGGUCACAUGUUCUCUUUGACUGCUUCGUUCAGGCCACCACCUGUAAGGGGACACUUAAAGCCUUUCAGGAGCUGUGUGACUUCCUUGAGCUCAAGCCCAGUGAGUAUCGAGUCUUUUACCACAAGCUGAAGUCCAAGCUCAACUACUGGAAGGCGAAAGCACUCUGGGCCAAGAUAGACAAACGUGCCAGCCACAAGGAGUACAAGAAAGGCAGAGCUUGUGCGAACUCUAAGUGUCUAAUCAUCGGAGCAGGACCAUGUGGCCUGCGCACGGCAAUAGAACUUUGCUUUCUUGGGGCCAAGGUGGUCAUAGUCGAGAAAAGAGAUGCUUUCUCACGCAACAACGUUCUCCACCUGUGGCCUUUCACCAUCCAGGAUCUGCGGGGCCUCGGUGCAAAAAAGUUCCAUGGAAAAUUCUGUGCAGGCUCCAUAGACCAUAUCAGUAUUCGUCAGCUGCAAUUGAUGCUGCUGAAAAUGGCUCUGAUCUUGGGUAUCGAGAUCCAUGUCAAUGUGGAGUUCAAAGGUCUCAUCGAACCACCAGAAGACCAGGAAAAUGAGAGAAUAGGCUGGAGAGCUGAAAUCCAUCCUAAGACGCAUCCUGUUAGUGAGCUGGAGUUUGAUGUUAUCAUCGGAGCAGAUGGGAGAAGAAACACAUUGUCAGGUUUUAGAAGGAAAGAGUUCAGGGGCAAGCUGGCUAUCGCCAUCACGGCCAACUUUAUUAACCGCAACACUACAGCCGAGGCCAAAGUGGAAGAGAUCAGCGGGGUGGCCUUCAUCUUCAACCAGAAGUUCUUUCAGGAUCUAAGGGAAGCUACUGGGAUUGAUCUGGAAAACAUUGUCUACUAUAAGGAUGACACGCACUACUUUGUGAUGACUGCCAAGAAGCAGAGUCUGCUGGAGAAGGGCGUCAUUCUGCACGAUUAUGUAGACACGGAGAUGCUCCUAUCCAGAUCUAAUGUGGACCAAGCUGCUUUGCUGUCCUAUGCCAGAGAGGCAGCUGACUUCUCCACCAAUCACCAGCUGCCCAAGCUGGACUUUGCCAUCAACCAUUACGGGCAACCUGAUGUGGCCAUGUUUGACUUCACGUGCAUGUAUGCCUCGGAAAAUGCGGCGCUGGUGCGCCAACGCAAUGGCCACCAGCUGCUCGUAGCUCUGGUUGGAGACAGCCUUUUAGAGCCGUUCUGGCCAAUGGGAACUGGCAUUGCACGAGGCUUCUUGGCAGCCAUGGACUCGGCAUGGAUGGUGAAAAGCUGGGCGCAGGGAGCGUCUGCUCUCGAGGUGUUGGCAGAAAGAGAGAGUAUAUAUCGUCUGCUGCCACAAACCACUCCAGAGAACGUUAGUAAAAACUACAGUCAGUACACGUUGGAUCCUACAACGCGCUAUCCCAACAUCAGUCUGCACCUGCUCCGGCCCAAUCAGGUACGGCAUCUCAUAGACACCGGGGAGACCAGGGAAAUCCGCAUCGACAUGGAGAACGUGGUUAACUCAUCCACUCCCAAACUCAUGAGGAAUGAGUCGGUAGCCCGCUCCAGCAAGCUGCUAAACUGGUGUCAGAGGCAGACGGAUGGCUACAGAGGGGUCAGCGUGUCUGAUCUCACCAUGUCAUGGAAGAGUGGCUUGGCUUUAUGUGCCCUUAUUUAUCGCUACAGGCCAGACCUCAUUGAUUUUGACUCGCUGGACGAGAAGGACGUGGAGAAGAAUAACCAGUUGGCUUUUGAUGUGGCUGAGAGAGAAUUUGGGAUUUCGCCAAUUAUGACUGGGAAGGAGAUGUCUGUCGUAGUGGAGCCUGACAAGCUCUCGAUGGUCAUGUACCUCAGUCAGUUCUACGAGAUGUUCAAGGACACUGUGCCCCCUGGUGACAAUCAGAACCUGAGUCCAGAGGAAAAGGCCGCUCUGAUCGCCAGCACUAAAUCGCCCAUCUCCUUCCUCAGCAAACUGGGUCAGAGCAUCAACAUCUCAAGGAAACGCAACCCCAAGCAGGAUAAGAAGGAGAAGGAGCUUGACGGAUUGGGGAAGAGGAGGAAGACGAGUCAGACGGGCCAGUCUGAAGAUGAGGAACCUCAGCGGCCGGUCGGUGAUGAACGACCUUUCGUAGCCACAGCUCUGGCGGAGCGUCGAGUCGAUGCCACUGCAGCUGCAAACAACAACAAGGUGAAGUCCAUGGCCACUCAGCUGCUGGCCAAGUUUGAGGAGAAUGCUCCGGUACAGUCAACAGGACUCAAAAGACAGAAUGACACUGAGCCUGAGCUGGGGUUUGUGCUGCCCCCCUGCCUGCCGUCCAUCACUCUGAAAGAGCCGCUUCCUGCAUGGAGAAAGGCUAGCAGGAGCAGCGAUGGCCUGCGGAGCUGCCCUAAGAAAACCAUUCUGCUCUAUCCUCCUCCUCCAUCAUCUUCCUCUCCAUCGCUCUCUCCACACGCACAGAAGAAUGCUCUCAAACUGGUGAUAGAGGAACAUGACAGUGGUGAUGAUGGAGAAACACAGGAGGAUCUAACAUUCUCUUCCAGGGAGCGUGACUUCAGGUCUAUGGCACCCGUCCGUGUCGAUAACAUUCAAGAGAGAGCCGAGACGCUAGCCGCUAAGUUUAUUGGGCGGUGUAACCAGCCUGAUAAACCCGAGCCGAUGAAAAAGCCAUCACGCUUCUUUCUCCAGCAGUGGCUUUUGAGCCACGGGUUACGCCCCGAGCAGCCGUCCUGCUCCCCUGAUCCUCAGCAGGAGGAGACACAGAGUUUGCGAUUGCACUCUGAUGAUCCGGUGCCUAUACACAUCCCUAGCAUCCAGGAGCGAGCUGAGAGGUUAGGCUGUCUGUUCAAAGACAAGGCUGCUAGACCCAAGCCUAAGAAAAAGCCCUCGCGCUUUCUUAUUGAGCAGUGGCACAGAAAGCAGGAGCUGUCCGCUCAUCCUGAGCACACCUCAGUCUCCCUGAACCGGCAGCAAUAUAUAAAGAUGUAUACAGGCGGUGUGAGCUCAUUGGCUAAGCAAAUAGCCAAUCAGCUUCAGCCUCAGGAGGAGUGCCGGAGCCGUCUUGAUAAGAGGGACUUGGGUUCCUUGCGGAAAGAGUUUCCUCAGAACAUCGGAGGCAGCGAUGUAUGUUUCUUCUGCCGGAAGCGUGUGUAUGUGAUGGAGCGACUGAGCGCGGAGGGCAAGUUCUUUCACCGCACCUGCUUCAAGUGCGACUAUUGCGGCACAACGCUGAGACUGUCGUCCUACGCCUUCGAUGUGGAGGAUGGGAAGUUUUACUGUAAGCCACAUUACUGUUACCGGUUGUCUGGACAAGCCCAGCGGAAGAGACCUGCUCCUCAAGCUGCUCCUCUUCAGCCGAAGGAAGCCCAGUCACCAGUGAUACCUGCAGCUAGUGUGGAUGCCCCUGGGGCUCCAUGCCCGGUGGAGCGUGGGCCCUCAGUUCCCGAGCUGAACGGUGUGGCCGAACCCAGUGUGGCAAAACGUCUUAAAGGGACUCCAGAGCGCAUUGAGCUGGAGAACUACAGGCUGUCCAUGCAGAGAGAGGAGGAGCUUGAGGAGGUACCUGAGGAGACGUUGGCCGAGCACAACCUCAGCAGUGUGCUGGAUAAAGGCACGGACGUGGACGAGGGCUCCAGUAGCUCAGAAUCUGACAUGGAGGAAGAAGGCGAGGAUCUGGAGCCCCCGGCGAACUCCGAUCUCGGUGGAGUGCCGUGGAAAGAAGCUGUGGAGCUCCAUGCAAAACUGAAGGCAAGCAGCGAUGCUGGGGCAAGCGGGAAGGAUGGAGACAUUGAGGAAGAAGAUGAAGAUGAAGAUGAAGAAGAUGAUGAAGAAGAUGGGGAGGAGGAGGAUGAGGAGGAGGAUGAAUCAAGUGAUGCCAGGAACCUGCGAAUUCAACAAACUCUUCAGCCAGUUGACCCACUGCUUCCUCAGAUGGGGGUAGAAAAGGAGGAGUGCACAGAUUCAGGCUCUCCUUCUUCACUCCUUACGCAGAACACUCAGCCUAUCUCCAGCACAGUCCCCUCCCACAAAUCAGUGCGGCACGAGGCUGUCAGGGCCUGGCUGGACUCCAUGUCUGGAGAGCCUUGUGUAGACGAUGAGGAAGAACCUGAGGCUGAAGCAGGAAGCCCAGACAUUGAGCCUGGCACUGAGCUGGAUGAAGAGGACAUCCCUUCAGAUGCAGAAGCUGAAGCUCGCUUGCAACAUGUUGAAGUUCCUGAGCCUCUUUCUGUAGAUCCUGGAAAGCCAGAAAGCAUAGAACAAACUUCCAAAAUUGAGCAUAAAGAGAAUAAAGAACAGGCACCUCUUAGUCCAAAGGAAAUCAUUGUAGAUGUUAUUCUCACUUCAAUCCCAAAGCCAAAUACACCUGCUGAAGAGAUCAAAGAAAGUUUGAGUCCAGGGCUGAUUAAAUCUCCAGGCACACGUUUUUUUCCUGAGCCAUUUUUGCCAGAAGAUGCCAAACCAGUGGUCCUACCGUCACCAGAGGCUAAGACACCAAAAACUCCUAUCACGUUGGUAUCUCCGAUCCGCUUCCAGCCAGCUCCUCUACCAGAUACGGUCACCCCAAAAUCUCCUGUCCAGGUUGAGUCUUGUGCCUGCUCACCUUCAGCCAACCCCUUAUCCCCAAUCUGUGCCCAGCCCCUCCCGUGCCAGGAGCCCUCCUCUCCCCUUUCUUCGGGCUCACCUGUGAGGACUCAACCAGUCCCUGCUGUAACUUCCACACCUCUGACGAAACCUGUUUUAGAGAGGAUAACCGUAGAAUCUCUGAAUGUAAAAGAUGCGAAAAUGGAGACGCCAGCCAAGAAGACUGAUAUUAUUGAAGAGUUCUGGCUGAAGAGUGCUGAGAUUAGGAGGAGCUUAGGGCUUACCCCACUGGAAAGGAGCAAAGUUGUAGAGAAGAGUGUUAUUAAAACCCCUACCGCAGAUCCUGUACUGUCUAAACCCCAGAUCUCAGAGGCCAUAUCCGAAAAGCAAGCAUUCACAGGCCGCACGGUCAUCCACAGACUCAAUAUUACUGUUGAGGGUCAGGUAAUCUCUCCUGUAGAACCCAAGAGUAGUAGCUCAGAGAGAAAGGAUCUAAGCAGUAGCUCAGGUCUGGGCCUAAAUGAUAGCUACACGACUAGCCAAACACCUACCUGUGACAGCAUCAACAACUCUGAUUCUACCAUGCUCACGCCUCCUUCCAGUCCUCCACCACCUCCACCAAAUGAGGAGCCAGCAACUCUCACGAGAAAGAAGUCUCAAGUGUCUUGGGAGAAGCUAGCUUCACCCAGUGAGGAACGUGAAAUGGAGAAGGCACCUUUAGCCAAAGCUAAAACUCCUACCAGUCAAAAUCAGGAAAAAAUUGUGGCUGUUCCAGUAGCUGCUCCGAGAACCAACCCCCCAGUGGUGAUGAGGAUAAAGGAGCCCACUAAGCCACGACGAGAAGAAGUGAGGAAGUCAUUUGCAGAGUGUGUAGAUGAGAUUCCCUUUGCUGAUGAUGUGGAGGACACGUAUGAUGAUCGUACACCUGACACAAGCAUGCAGGAUAGGUUCUACACCCCACCCACUAGCAAAGUGAACAGAGAAAAGCCUUCUCUUCACCUUGCUUUGGCUGUCGAGAAUGGAAAACCCAACAUUCAUGGAGGUCUUGUGUCCAGGUCUGUGAAAGGUCCUCAGCACUUUUCCCCUGAAGCCAAAGAGAUUGCUGAAGAGCGGAUGAGGGAGAGGGAGAAAUCAGUGAAAAGUCAAGCUCUUAAAGAUGCAAUGGCCAAGCAGAUUAAUAAAAUGAAAGAGGUUGAGUCAAGUAAGGGUGCUGUGGCCAAAGUGGCCUGGAAUGUUUCCGAUGUAGCUGUUAAAAGCAAGAAGCGCUCAAGUUCUCCACAGUCUUCAGCUGUGAAGGCAUUGGAGAGCAAAAAACAAGCAGAGGUACUUCCUGACCGAUUCUUUACCUCACCUUUAAGUAAGAGUGUGGAUAGUUCUGUCACCUCGUCUGAGAGUUCUACAGGAGGAAAGAGUAAAAAACGUAGCUCCCUCUUUUCUCCACGUAAGAACAAAAAAGAAAAAAAGGCAAAAAAUGAAAGCAGACACUCUGGUACGGAAGAGACCCCACCUAAACACAAGUCCUUGUGGAAAGCAGUAUUUUCUGGGUACAAGAAGGACAAGAAAAAGAAAGAUGACAAGUCUUGUCCGAGCACAUCCUCUAGCUCCACAACAGUGGACUCGGGAAAGAAGAAAGGGUCGCCAGUGGCAAGGUCCUCAGAUUUGCAUUUGAGAAGAAACCUCAGCUUUUCCGAGGACUCAGAUCUGUCCUGUGAUGAUGUUCUGGAAAGAUCUUCUCAGAAGUCCAAGGCGGAUUCUGUGUAUGUUCCUCAUGCAUUGGCGUUCAAGAGAUCAUAUCCCCCGAAGAAGAUGUACACUGAGGAAGAGCUAAAUGCCAAGCUCACGCGCAAGGUCCAGAAGGCAGCUCGGCGUCAGGCCAAGCAGGAGGAACUGAAGAGGCUCCACAGGGCUCAGAUCAUUCAGAGACAGCUAGAGCAGGUGGAGGAAAAACAGAGACAGCUAGAGGAGAGGGGCGUCGCGGUGGAGAAGGCUCUGCGAGGGGAAGCAGGGUUACAUAAAGGUUCUAGUGUUAGCCCUAAACAGCGCAAGAGGCGCUCAGACUAUUGGGGAGAGUCUAAUUACAGUGAGAUCCUGGACUUGCAUCUGGGCGUUGAGCCCUAUGUCGGGACCCCUCGCUGGAGACCCCUGUCCUUCUGCCCAUGCUGUUCCCCAGAAGGAAUGGGCAAAAAGGACGACCCGAAGCUGAUGCAAGAAUGGUUCAAACUGGUGCAGGAGAAGAAUGCCUUGGUGCGCUAUGAGUCGGAACUGAUGAUCUUCGCUCGUGAGUUGGAACUGGAGGACAGGCAAAGUCGACUGCAGCAGGAGCUCAGAGAGCGCAUGGCAAUCGAAGACCAUUUGAAAACUGAUGUGGAGCUGGCAGAGGAAAAGCGAAUCCUGAACGAGAUGUUGGAGGUGGUGGAGCAGAGGGACUCCCUGGUGGCUCUCCUAGAGGAGCAGAGACUCAGGGAGAAGGAAGAGGACAAAGACCUAGAGUCUGUCAUGCUCUCUAAGGGUUUUAGCCUUAACUGGGCUUAGCAGUAGCAGUAAAUCCACACUCAGCAGGAUCUUCAGAACACCGCCAUGAAGUCUGGGACUCGGUUGAGUUCGCCUCCCUCUCUCGAUGACAUUUACGCAUCUUCUACGAUGGCUCAGGGUCGGUCUCUUCACCCGUCUUUCUUUUACACUUCAGUGGAAAUCCAGUCAAGCCUACGUUUCUGUGCAAGACAUUUUUUUUUCUUUUUUAACUCAGAAAGGGAAUAAACAGGGACAUUUCAAAAGGAAUACAGCUUUGUUAGAAUGUACUGAUUAGCUUUGUUACAGAGGAGAAAAGUCCAUAGACUAUAUCCAUUUUUUUUUUACUCUGACUACUGAUACAAAGUAGGAACACACUAAAGCUGAGAUGCCUUUUUUUUUUACCCACAAUGCAAUGUGGAAAUUAUCAAUGGCAAUUUUUUUAAUCAGUCAAUUAGUUAGGCCAGAAUUAUUUAGUAACAUUUAUUUCCCAUACAAAAAAAAAGCAUGCAAUUCUUUUUUUUCAUUUUUUUUUCAUACAGUUCUAAGAAAAAAAGUCUCCUAAAAAAUUUAUUUUCUUAGGUUAUAAUAAAAUAAACGUUUAGUUUCAUUUUCCCCAUUAGCCAUCUCAUUGUAGGAUUAAAGACUAAAGGAUAUCCAAAAACAAGCAUAUCCUGUAUUGUAUAUAGGACUUGGCCUUUAGCUCAUAUUAAAUGGUGACACACUCUUAGUGGAGCUACUCAUCUACAGCGUCUAGUGGCGUCUCUUUGUUCUUAAGUGAUCUUAAUAUUAUUCCUGUGUAAGUUUACAAUCAGUGCUCUGAAUUUCAUUUUCAAAAGUCUCACUACAGUUUACAGAAACCGAGAAAUAUUGUGCAGAUAUUUUAUAUAGUGGACAUGUACCUGGGAAAUUGCAAUGUUGAUGUUUUAAAAGAUAUCUCAGUACAGACAGUUCAAAGAGAAAGUAAUAUACAAUCAGAUCAUUGAUACAUGGUGGAUCAUCUCUGUAUAUUCCUAGAAUCCCUGACCUUUAUAUCAGAUAUCAGUAUACCACAAAGUCCCUGUUACAUUAUUUGUCUUCUGGGUUUCUGAGACCGAGAAAAUCUGCUUCUUGUCUUCAUACCGAAAUCAAGACAAGAGACUGCAUGCACUGGCUGUGUAGCGACAUGCCUUUAUUACACAUUACAUGUCAUAUUCACAUCCACGAUGUUCACUGACCUUUACCAAGGGUUGGAUUUUUUUUAUGAUUUUGUUUUUAUGAAAUAAAUUUGUACUACAUGUGAGCGUUCACACAUCACUAACAAACAAUAUCGAGCAAGAACAUAUAUUUGGCAAAACCGUUUGUAAUGCCUUUGGCCAAGCUGUAUGUCUAUUGUUCACAUUUUACAUACUGUAGGUGGAUGGAAUCUAUAUUUCGGCUUGGUCACCAUUACGCUGUAAAGAUGAACACAGACUUUUGUAUGUAUGUACAAGAUAACUGUGAAUGUAAAAGGGUUACAUGAAUGCAAGGCCUAGUUAUUUAGACUGUGUAAAUUGUUUUACAGAGUUUAUUGGUAUUUAUUAACAUGUGUGAAAAUGUAUUAUAUGUAAAGAAAAUGGAACCUAAUUUUUAAAAAAAAUUGUAUGUUGUCAGUUCUUGACAUAUGUAAAUGCUUUCUGGUAGCUAAUCUGCAUAUAAGACAUUGGAUGUGCGUUGGAAGGAAAUAAAAAAGGCGUUUGUUCCCCUA
This is a messenger RNA of Clarias gariepinus (North African catfish), 9234 nucleotides long. It is a transcript of the gene mical3a, whose product is annotated as microtubule associated monooxygenase, calponin and LIM domain containing 3a. Gene Ontology annotation, molecular function: FAD binding; protein binding. The coding region runs from base 417 to 7532 and encodes 2371 amino acids. The record is from RefSeq and is a predicted model, not a curated record. Lineage: Eukaryota; Metazoa; Chordata; Actinopteri; Siluriformes; Clariidae. The transcript is spliced from 46 exons.